Molecule: messenger RNA, 1750 nt
Organism: Actinia tenebrosa (Australian red waratah sea anemone)
Lineage: Eukaryota; Metazoa; Cnidaria; Anthozoa; Actiniaria; Actiniidae
Source: RefSeq, a predicted model, not a curated record
UUAUCUAUAACCUUUAUAGCUUUUCCUAUUUGUCUAUGCGCGUGAUUAAGUUUCGCAAGUAUUACUCACUGUAGCUGCACGUAUUGAGGUCAGUUUCAAACCAAAACCAAAACUUCUAUGAACGCGACGGCCAAUCGGGUACGUCAGGUAAAGCUUUGAUCAAUUUACUUUGACCUAAACCAGCGUCGUCGAAAGUGAAAAAUACUUCACAAUGAAAGCCAACAUUAACGAGUUCUUUUUAGAUCUCAUUGUGAUAGCGAUGGCUCUCGUUUCCCGUGUGUUUGCUGAAGCAGGCAGCGGAAAUAUCUUCAUGAAUGACAACGAAAACAGAGCAAGUGGAACAUUUUUGAAAAUCAAAUCCCAUGCGAUCCUGACUAAUAAAAUCACUUCAAAAAAAGUCCAAAGUGCUAUAGACUGUGCCUUCGUGUGUUUUCAAACACCUCGUUGUCUUUCUUAUAAUCUUGGCAAAACGAAACAACGAGGCACGUUUAUCUGCGAGCCGUUAAACACAACCCAUAUGGACACGCCUCUUAUAGCCAUGCCCAACUAUACUCACUUCAGAAACAAUACAACAAAAAAGAGUUUCACUAACCAAGGUCAUACGGGUAGGACGGGUCCGAUCCAGAAGUUUGUGGUGCAACAAGCCGGCUAUUAUUUCAUAGAAGCUGCAGGAGCACGUGGAGGUACCUUAUCAUGCAACUAUGGCUCCUUUCCUGGAACAUAUCUCGGUGGAAAGGGGGCCACUAUGAAAGGCGUCUUCUUUCUUGCCGCUGGUACAGUGCUAAAGAUAGUCGUUGGACACCGAGGCGGGGAUGCAGUUGAGGUCAAAGGAGGGCAAUCCACUAAACAAACAGCAGCAUCUUUAGGACUCUCGGUUGAGGACAAUGCAGGUACUGGAGGUGGAGGUGGGAGCUUUGUUUAUACGUCGACAAAUAAACUUCUUCUUGCGGCAGGGGGAGGCGGGGGUGCAGCUCAUCACAGUCCUGGUAUAGACGGUCAGAUAACCACUGCAGGGUCACCAUGCUCAAAGGAAGGUGUCUUUGAUUCUGUAAAUGUAGGUGGGAAGGAUGGUGGGCCGGGGCAUUGUAACACUGCCGGUGCUAGUCAUCAUGGGGGCGUAGGGGCAGGCUGGAACGGUAAAGGGUGCGCACGCUUGACCUCUAAACAUGGCGAAACAGGAGGAUCGCGAUUGAAUAACUGGAUUGGAGGAAGCGCAGGGGGCAUGAAUAGUGGAAACAAUGGUGGGCCUCCCCCGGGAGCGGUAGGCGGAUUUGGUGGUGGUGGGGGAGGUGCAGAAGACAGCGGAGCAUCAGGUGGCGGCGGAGGUUAUUCAGGGGGAGGUAGUGGCAAUAAGGAAAUGUACGCAGGGGGAGGGGGAGGUUCGUUUUGUGGUGGUAUAUCAUGUACUGGUGCUGUUGGAGGUAAUACUAACGAUUAUGGCUUUGUAAACAUUAUUCAUACCUAAACUAAGGUCAAACAAUUUGAAAUAAUUACGAAGAAAUGUUGUCAAUGCAAAAGUGAGGAGUCAUGAAGCCUGCCAAAAUUGACCAACCAAUAAAUAAUAAUACACGCACUUGGAAUAAAGAUAUAAAACUUAUGCCCACUAAUGUGCAGGUCACUUUUUUCAAGCGCUUAUUUGCAUGCAACUUUUUUUUGAAAUAUAUUUCAACGUUAUCUGGUAGAAUAUCUUGUGGUUUAUAACGUUAUCUGGUAGAAUAUCGUGUGGAUUAUAAUGUUAUCUGGUAGAAUA